AUGAUGAUUCGCAGUCACGUUGGUGCUCCCACCAAUCCGACACACUCCAGUCGCCAUUUGCUCCAUGUUCAGGACCUUUCUAAACACAAGAGAACGAUUUCAGCACCUGACUUUGCGCCAGCGGAGGCGAACCGCGGGCCUGAUGCUCUGAGGACAUCCAUGCGACCUGAGGGCAAAGCCGCUUCUGAGUCUGCAGAUGAGGAGAUCAAAUGCAUGUAUGUUGAGAACUGCGACACCAACUCGUCCCUCCGUAAAGCAAUCUCGCACAUUUUUGGCCGGAACAAACUGUGCACUCGCAUGAUUCCUGCACACGUCUGGGUGCAUUAUUGCCGAAAGCACUACCAACGAAGCCGAUACCGCAAUGCUCAAGAAUAUGCCAAGCUGCAAGCGGAGCUUGUGCAGCGACAAGUCAUGCGGAUUCAGGCCUGGAGCGACUGCAACAAAGCCUCAGGGCAAGGCAGCGUCGUUUCGAACUGGUCAAUCUCGAUGCGCAAGCGGGAGCAGAAUCGAGUGCAAGAGAAGUCAAAGAAGAGAUCCUUGACCGGCGAGAGCGAGGAAGAUGACGACUGCGCCGACCGCGCUGUUGCCAAUGGUACAGCAGUGCCUGACUGGCUCCGUGAGAAGUGCGGCGAGGGCUAUAGCACUUCGGAGAUUGAGGCCAUCACUUCUCGCCUCAAGGAGAACGUUGACAAUGGCACAUUGGCGCAGAUUCCCGAUAUCGAGAUCCUGCCAAACAUAAGUGCAGAUUCGGCCGAAGAUGGACGCUCUCGCAGCAUGUCGAAGCGUAAGCCUAGCACUCUUGUUGCCCAUCGCCGAGCGCAGUCGGUCACCAUCCGAGUGUGCCCUCCUGUCAAUGACUACCCGGAUCGAUCCGCCAUCCAUGCGAUUCCAUUUGUCCGGACUAGCGAAGCAGGCGAGAUGUUUCCCGCUCGCAAGAGGCACAGGGCCGGCACGGCUUCUUACAACGGAUUCUGUUAUACGACUCAAGACCUGGUGCCGCCUGGACAAGUGCAUCGACCAGCCCCGGUUACGCCUUUGUCAUACGGGCUACCUCACCGGCCUGCCGUGACUAGCGUACUUGACAACUACUGCACUUCACCUUAUGACGAGAACUCGCCUAGACAUUCUGGCGGCUAUACUCCUCAGCGGCCAGCGCUUGCUGUACAACAAGCUCGUCUUCCGUUUGCUCGCCCUCUCUCACCACCAGCAGGAAUGGACAGAUCGCGACGCAUGUCUCACGGUCGCUCGCACUCGGAGCUGUCGGGGUUCACCUACCACAGCAACGAAUUCACUUUCCGCAGCCCGCCACCCUCCCACGCGAGUCCAUUCACGGACAGACACCGACUUGCAAGCUCGUAUGGCUACGACGCCACUCACUUGAGUCCUCUAGAGGCUCACCACCAGGCCCCGAGAAGUGCCUGCGAGCAGGGUCAAGGCAUACACAGACUGCCUCCUUGGACAUCCCAGUCUUCGGGCGGCCAGGUGGCCUCGGACCCGGCAUUCUUCACCUUGCAUCGCCACGCGCGUAAUCUGAGCACGCCCGUGGCGUUCAGGGAGAGCCCGCCACUGGGUGGCUCACCGUACGAACAACAUGCCUGCUACCAACACGCAUGA
Molecule: messenger RNA, 1614 nt
Organism: Microdochium trichocladiopsis
Lineage: Eukaryota; Fungi; Ascomycota; Sordariomycetes; Xylariales; Microdochiaceae
Exons: 3
Coding region: 1-1614 (537 amino acids)
Source: RefSeq, a predicted model, not a curated record